Messenger RNA from Metarhizium robertsii ARSEF 23, 1173 nucleotides. RefSeq lists its product as uncharacterized. The record is from RefSeq and is a predicted model, not a curated record. Bases 1 to 1173 code for a protein of 390 amino acids. NCBI's taxonomy places the organism in Eukaryota, Fungi, Ascomycota, Sordariomycetes, Hypocreales, Clavicipitaceae. The transcript is spliced from 2 exons.
AUGAAGCCAUAUGCUUGUUUCACUGUUGCCCUGCUGGGGGCAUCGGUUUCCGCAGAACAAGAAGCAUGGUCGGUUACAACAAUUUACCACACCGUUACCACAUACUUGCCGUACGAGCAGCACCGCUGCUCUGCACUCUUUCUUCCCAGGCCGGGCAACUCUCAACUUCCCGAAGCAGCAUGUCGCCCAGGAGCCUGCUGUGUGCAAGUGGUGAAGGAGAAUGACUAUAUUCAAGAGCUUGUUCCCACUGAGGGUAUUGGCAAGACAGCUCCCACUGGGAGUCCUACAACGCCCAAGACAACGGCAUUGACAGAAACCAAAACGCUGUCACAAACACCACACAAGUCCUCCCAUGGCGAAUGGGUUCCCACUCAACCUCCCAUUUCUUACACCGAGAACACUACCCCCAAGACUACAUAUAGCACUACGACGGGAACGACAGAGACUUUUCCCAGGCUAGAAACACAUGUCAGCUCAAUAUCUACGAAUGGGCUCAGGAUUCCUGACAUACCCGCGCUUUCUUCUCAGCAUGUAUCCUCACGACAGGGCUCGGGCGUGACAGCAUCACCGUCAACGCAACAGUCUACGCCAAGCUUGACUGAGAACUCCAAGGGAGCUUCAUUCUCCAAGGAACGGGGAAACGUCUCAAAUGCAACAACCUCUUCCAAGUCAGCGUUGCCGAUGAAACCAUCAAGCACAAGGGCAUGUCAGAGCUCAUUUGGGUCCUCGUCGAGCUCACCAAGGUCACACAGCUCCAUGUCGUCUAGGAAACCGGCGUCAUCACAGCUCGUGAACCCCUCACAGAGACCUAGCACUUCUGUGGCUGCCAGUUCAACCAAGGCAUCUUUACCAGGGUCAGAGAGUAACAAUCACUAUUCUAGCACCAACACACCUAGCUACUCAAAGCUACCCAAUUCGUCUCAGCGGAUCGGUUCACCGAGCCCUGCAUCACCAAAGCUGGUAUUCUCAUCCUCAGGGCCCGCGAGCAAGCUGUUUUCCAGCGUGGAACCGACCACUUCCUCCGCAUUUUCUACGGCUUCCUCCGGGCUGCGCGCGUCAAGCCACGUUUCAAAGCCUGCAAGUAGAAAGCCGUGGCCAAGCAUAGAGACAUCUGCGCCGCUGAUGAGUUUUUCCAAGGCUCACAAAAGCCGACCUUCUCAACACUGUCUGUGA